AUGGCUGAGAAAUCCCAACUCCUCCCCUUCCGACAAGUCGUCAUUAUCGGCGCCGGCUUUGGCGGCCUCGCGAUGGCCUGUGAUCUGAAGCGCAAGUUGAAGUUCCACGAUUUUGUCAUCUACGAGCGCAAUCCCGGGCUGGGAGGAACAUGGUAUGAUAACAAUUAUCCCGGUGCAGUACGUCUGUCCAGCUCUAAACACUUGCGCGAUAUCAACUCACGCAAUAACAACCAGGCAGCAGAUAUCCCCGGCUCGGUAUACCAGCUGUCCUUCGCACCGGAGCCCAACUUCACGCACGUCUUCCCCGACCGCGCGCAGCUGCACACCUACAUGCUGGAUGUGGCGCAGCGAUUCCACAUCCUUCCCUAUCUGCAGUGCAAUAUCGCCUGGGUGGGAAGCACCUGGCUGGACGAGCGUAAGUGCUGGAGCGUCGAGCUGCAAAACACGCAGACGGAGGAACGGUAUGUCCAGGAAUGCGCGGUCCUGAUCAGCGCCGUCGGCCACAUGGUGGAUCCCAAGCGGUUCGAAGUCCCGGGAAUGGAGACCUUCAAGGGACAGAUCAUUCAUUCGAGUAAAUGGACGGACGGGGUGGAUUUGAAGGGGAAGAAUGUGGCUGUGUUGGGGAAUGGAAGCACGGCCGUUCAAAUCGUCCCUGCCAUCCUAGAUGACGUGAAGCAAUGCACGCAGAUCCAACGAUCCCCCCAAUGGAUCCUCAACCGCCCCAACCCAUACGUCCCCUCGAGCCUGCGCAAAUGCCUUGCUCUCUUCCCCAUCCUCUUCGUCCUGCUCCAGCACUGUGGCUUCGCCCUCGCAGAGCUCUUCUACCCCCUCCUGGGCCGACGAAUCCCUCGCUUGAGCAAAUCGCAUCUCCGAGCCUGCGGAGUCCCCGAGAAAUACCACUCCCUGCUCACACCCUCCUACGAACCCGGCUGCAAACGCCUCGUCUUCGCCUCCUCCUACCUGCAAAGCCUCUCCAACCCAAAACUGCACCUCCAGCAGGACGAGAUCACCGCCCUCACGGACUCCAGUGUCGUGCUGAGAUCAGGCACCCCCGUGCCCUGCGACGUGCUGAUUCUCGCGCACGGGUUCGAGUCCGACACAUUCCGGUUCCCGGUGAGAGGUCGCGAGGGCCGUACGACAGCACAGCACUGGGACGAGGCGGGAGGACCGAGCUGCUACAGGGGGUGCGCGAUGCAUGGGUUUCCGAAUUUCUUCAUGAUACGGGGGCCGAAUAUGGCAUCUGGGCAUAACUCGGUUAUCUACUACAUCGAAGCGACGGUCUCGUUGAUCCUGAAGAUCGCCACGCCGCUGAUUGAAGGGCGGUUGCGCAGCGUGGAGAUCAAGUCGGAGGUGGAGAAGUCGUAUGUGGCGAGUGUGCAGGAGGCGUGUAGGAAGGGCGUUUGGGGACGCGGCUGCUCGACGUAUUAUGUGGAUGGGACUGGGUGGAAUCAUACAAUUUAUCCGUGGACGAGUUAUUGGUUGUGGUUUCAUCGGUUUGAGAGGGUUGGGGACUGGAUUUGUGAGAAUUGA
Aspergillus steynii IBT 23096 is the source of this 1530-nucleotide messenger RNA. Its product is annotated as flavin-containing monooxygenase. Gene Ontology annotation, molecular function: flavin adenine dinucleotide binding; N,N-dimethylaniline monooxygenase activity; NADP binding. Lineage: Eukaryota; Fungi; Ascomycota; Eurotiomycetes; Eurotiales; Aspergillaceae. Bases 1 to 1530 code for a protein of 509 amino acids. The record is from RefSeq and is a predicted model, not a curated record. The transcript has 7 exons.